AAAUUAUUUAUAAAAGAUGAAAAAAAAAUUGUAAAAAAUGCAUAGACAUAAAUUGAUAUAUGAGGAUGUAUUAAAAUAAGUAGAGAAGGAGGAUGUAUUAUAAUUAGAUAUAUAAAAGGUUGCAUUUUUUAGUAAAUGUACAAAAUUUAGAGAUUAAGCACCUCAUCCAAUAACUUUAAAUAGAGCUCUUCAAUUUUUAUGGUUAAAAGAGUAGGUAUAAUAAAUGAAAUGGAUUAUAUUUUUAGAAAAUUGAUAGGAAGAUAGCAUUACAAUUUGGAUAGAGAAGAGUAUGUAAAAUAGAUUCUACAAUGAAAUAUGAUGGUCCAUCAAGUGCUCGUAUAAUAAGGACAUCAAAGAUUGAUUAAGGGAUGAUAAAUGGUUGGCAUAAUGGUGCUGGAGAUUCUAAAUUUGAUCUAGGUCCUUAAUACAACAUAAAAAAACUAGAGAAAAAUGCAGAGGAAAUAGAAUAUGAAGAAUUAAUCAAGUAAGAUCAAUAGAGUCCAAGUGAAUACAAGGUUAAACUUAAUCAUUAAGAUUUAUAUAAUAAUGAUAUAAGUGAGAAAUAUGCAUUCAGUAAUUUAGAUUCAAAGGAAUUAUUAUAAAAAUUAAACGAACUUAAAUAAAUUAAUAAAUAAAAGACUGAAUAACCUUAAGAGUAUGUAGAAUAUGAAGGAUAAAGAUUUUAUCAUGUAUUGAGUGAAAUAUAAGAUUAUUUAGAUAAAAAAAUUGAUAAUAAAACAUUGAUUUAAGAAAUGAGAGCAUUUUAAACAUUUUAUCCAAUAAAAAGAAAGUUGUAAAUUAAAUAAUUAAAUCCUGGGGAUCCUCUAUCUUAAGUAUCUGAUUAAUAAACAGAUGUUAAUUAGAAGACAAUUUCUACAAGAUUAUUUGAUAGAAAGAGAACUUUUACUAAUAUGAAAUGUGAGUUAUUUAAUACAAAUAAUUAUGUAUUUCAUGUUAGAGAAGUACCUAAUAUAGGAUAAUAAUUAAGGAGAAAUCACUUCUCUUAAUUGAUAGAAGAACUGAAAGAGAAUGGAUUAAAAACACCUAAAGAAAUAAAUGAAGUAACACCUGAACAUUCUAUUAAGCCAUCAUAAAUAGAAUCUAGUGAAAAUGAUACAAAAUAAAUUAGAAAAUUUUAUUUAAAAUUUCCAAAAUAAAAAGGAGAAUCUAGUUAAACUACCUCACAUACGAAAAGUUAAAGAUUUGGUACAUUAUAAUCUUAGAUAUCUAAUCAAUAUCAUUAAUAAGGUAUGAAAGCUUCUAUGAGUAAUAUACAUGGAAGUAGUACUGAAAUAAGAUUAGAGAGUCCUGGAAAAUAUAAGAAUAGAUUAGAUUCUAGAAUUGAUAAAUAUGUAAAAUAGUAUUUAAAGAACUAAAGUGUUAAUUAAUAAAAUUAAAAUGUUGAUAUGACGAUAUUAAGGGAAAAGUUUAGAGUAAUCUUAUAAUUAAUAGUUUUUAGUCUUUGAAAACAAAGAGAGAUAAAGAAAUUACAAGAAUGUAUAAAAGUUAGUAAAUUGAAGGGAUUAAUAAUAAAACUAUCCAUAUAUAGUGA
Messenger RNA from Paramecium sonneborni, 1552 nucleotides. The record is from the annotation of a GenBank genome assembly. Lineage: Eukaryota; Ciliophora; Oligohymenophorea; Peniculida; Parameciidae.